This is a messenger RNA of Striga hermonthica, 1278 nucleotides long. The record is from the annotation of a GenBank genome assembly. Lineage: Eukaryota; Viridiplantae; Streptophyta; Magnoliopsida; Lamiales; Orobanchaceae.
AUGACCACCAUGCCCCUUCCCAAAACCCUCCUCCUCCAAUACUCCUACCUCACCUUUCACCUCCUCUCGGCGGCCACGGCCGCCGAGACCCAGCCCGGGCCCACCACGAAGCCCUCGCCCAUUUUCUACGAAAUCGACCCCUACAUCAAAGUUUUCGAAAACGGCACCGUACAAAGACUAUCCGGAACAACAACUAUGCCCGCCUCAUUCGACAACGUAACCCGAGUCCAUUCCGUAGACAUACACAUCCCCCAAGCCCAAGCCAAAGAACCCAACAACAUCACGGCCCGACUCUACCGGCCCGCAAACUCCACCGCCAAGCACAAACUCCCGCUCGUCGUCUAUUUCCACGGAGGCGCCUUCCUCACGGGUUCCGCUUUUUCUCCCGCCUACCACAACCACCUCAACUUCCUCGUCGCAAAAGCCAACGCCUUAGCCAUAUCCGUGAAUUACCCUUUGGCCCCCGAGCAACCCCUCCCGAUCGGCUACCAAGACUCUUGGCACGCACUAAAAUGGGUAUUCUCUCACUUGAGAGGCGGUAAUGGCGGCGGCAUUGGCGGCGGCGAGGCGUGGCUCGAGAAGUACGUCGAUUUCGAGCGGGUUUAUUUAGUGGGGGAUGGUGCCGGUGCGAACAUCGCGCACAACAUGGCGAUUCGGGUGGGGACAGACACGACAGACGGGAUUAGGAUAAACGGGAUGUUUCUAAAUUGCCCGUUUUUCUGGGGAGAGGAACUGCUCGGGAACGAAGCUAAGUACCCUAGGAAGGUUGCUUGGGUGGAGAGCAUUUGGAAACACGCGUACCCGAACUCGACGGGUCUUGAUGACCCGUCGUUGGACCCGGGAAAUGAUUCGAAUUUGUCACGUCUCGGGUGCGAGAGGGUAUUGGUUUACGUAGCCGAGAAGGAUAUACUUCGGGAUAGAGGGUUGCGUUAUGAGGAGGUCUUGGAGGAGAGUGGAUGGGAAGGAAAUGUUAGUGUUGUGGAGGUAAAGGGGGAAGAUCACAUCUUUAAUAUAAAAUUUCCAGAUGAUCCAAAGGCUGGGAUUAUGCUUGAACAGUUGGCUUUGUUUCUGGAUCAAGGCAGGGUUGGGGAUGACGGUUUGAGCUCGAACAUGGUUGGUCCGGCAUGGCCCACUCCAGCAGUGUCGGCCCAAAUUCCACCGAUCCCGAAAUUCAUUGGGGCCGGUAUGAAUCUUGGCCCGCCGUGGCUGUUCUUAUUUUUGUUCUUAAUAUAUGUGACUUCUACACUUGAUGCAUAUUGUAAUGUGAUUAGUAUGUGA